UUUGCUCUCAUUUGAAGUUCAGAAACUUGUAGUACAUUUGUCCGUAUCGGCUUAACAUCAAUUCCAAAAUUAUUCCUGUUUUUUUUCAAACUUAUUUAUUUCCUACCUUUUGAUCUAGUUAUACGAAAAGUCCAUCCUUGAUGUCGUUGCAGCAGGAAAUACGUGAAAUCAACGUUAGUCGUCACAUAGAACUGAUUCUCCGGCAUUUUAGAGAAACAUUUCGAAUGGCGGCAGAACCUUUCAUGAUCGGCGAUGGACCGCAUCUGCGUGCAGACCCGUGGUCAAAUGUGCCACCUCAAGACUAUCGCUUUUUUUACGAGGCCUUGAACUUUGAGCUGGAAGAGACCCUUGCACACCGCAACUCGGGCUCCGGCGAUGCCGAACAGUCGCCUAGAGAAAUCAACCGUGCACGUAUAGAUCCACACAUAUUCUAUGACGACAUCGAAGGCCAGCAGUCUGAACUGGAUGACGAUGAGUUUGAGUACUACGAGGAAGACGACGGUCCCCUCAACUUGGGAUAUUUAUCUUUGGGCCCCCAUUUUCUUGAGGCACAGCCUCACUUCAGACCCCAUCAUCAUGUGCCAAGGCGCCCGCUACUGUCGCCGCGAUACACCCUCUCGAUCGAGUUUGACGGCAGCACAUGUAAGCAGAUCUUCAAGACCCUCGCCCAGAUGGGAUGGCAGACCGCCCUACGUUUGGUCUACACUGAGCUCUACUUCAUGAGUUAAGAAUAGUGUUCGAUUCUGUCUUUCAACGACUCAAAUAAAGGAACGAUCG
Drosophila subobscura is the source of this 777-nucleotide messenger RNA. RefSeq lists its product as uncharacterized. Bases 141 to 728 code for a protein of 195 amino acids. The transcript is spliced from 2 exons. NCBI's taxonomy places the organism in Eukaryota, Metazoa, Arthropoda, Insecta, Diptera, Drosophilidae. The record is from RefSeq and is a predicted model, not a curated record.